GGGUUAUAUUAGGUUGGGUUAGGUUUUGGUUGGUUACUGAAGUGUCUUUUGUACGAUGUUACUUGUUUGCCAGGAGGUAAACAGAGGCCGGCAGAGCAGUGCUGCUGCGGCUGAGCAGUUAUAAAAGGUGUUAAAUACAGUAUGGCUACUAGACUUCCAGCAGCAGCUUUACGGGUGUCACUCACAAAACCAUGGCUCCAUCUGAAAGUGUUUGCAUCGGCACCUUUAAACUAUUUAAGUCGGGUCCCAGAACACUAUAAGAAGUUUUAUUGGGAGUGGAAAUGCACACAAAUGUCACCAGUCCAUUAUAUUCCGAAACCAGGGAAUUUUGAAAAGUUACCAACUGGGGAAGUGGUACCAGUGCAGAACGUUCCACUCCUACUCAGAAUCCCCAAAGAGCUUCAUCAGGGUAUAUGGGGUGGAGAGGCCAUCAUCAGGGGAUUCCAAAAGCGGAAAGAGACUAUAAGACGUGUUCCUCAUUAUUGGGUACCCUCAAUCAAGAUGUCAGUAGUAUAUUCAGAAAUUCUAGAUCGAUACAUGCGUCUUCAUGUGACUGAUAGAACACUCAAGCUAAUUGAUGAGAAAUAUGGAUUUGAUAAUUAUAUUUUGCAGACUCCUCCCGUUGACCUGAUGUCUGAGUUAGCACUCCGGCUGAGAAGAGAGAUGCUAUUGACAUUAGUCAGAGAGACACUAUAUCCUGAUAAUCCAGCCAAGAAGCAGGAAAUACUUGAGAAGUAUAAGGAUCAUAUAAUUCCUGAAGAGGAAGCUGAUUGGUAUGGUUUAAGCCUCAAAGAAGCUGCUGAUAAGCAGAAACUUAUCGAAGAAGAAGCUAACCGGCCUCAGCCUCUCAAGCAUUCUUUCAGAGCUGAGUUUAUUGAAUACUUGAUGAAUAAACAGCACGAAAGUGAGACUGAGAAACUAGAAGGACAAUCUGGUGCCGGGUGGCUCUCUCGUGUGAAUCCAUUUGCCAAGAAGUGAGAAACAUUGUGAAUUGUAUAUACCGUAAUUACUUUUCUUUAUAUUACAGUUAAAAUAAAUUAUAAAUGUUGUGCUGCACAGUAUGCUGUACACAGUAAGACAAAAUGGGAUUUCAAAGAUAAAAUGUUAAUGAAAUGUAAAUUUACAAAGUACAGUAAUUGUAAUGCUGUAGACUUUACACUGCAUUUUACAUUGAUGCAUAAACAUUUUGAGCUAGUGCAUUUAAUUUUUUAUAUAAUAAAAAUAUAAUUAGA
Procambarus clarkii (red swamp crayfish) is the source of this 1232-nucleotide messenger RNA. RefSeq names its product mitochondrial ribosomal protein L28 (gene mRpL28). Gene Ontology annotation, molecular function: structural constituent of ribosome. The record is from RefSeq and is a predicted model, not a curated record. NCBI's taxonomy places the organism in Eukaryota, Metazoa, Arthropoda, Malacostraca, Decapoda, Cambaridae. Gene Ontology annotation, cellular component: mitochondrial large ribosomal subunit.